Messenger RNA from Nematostella vectensis (starlet sea anemone), 4955 nucleotides. RefSeq lists its product as uncharacterized. The transcript is spliced from 13 exons. The coding region runs from base 151 to 3909 and encodes 1252 amino acids. Lineage: Eukaryota; Metazoa; Cnidaria; Anthozoa; Actiniaria; Edwardsiidae. The record is from RefSeq and is a predicted model, not a curated record. Gene Ontology annotation, biological process: intrinsic apoptotic signaling pathway in response to endoplasmic reticulum stress.
GGAUAACACCAUUCUCUGAAAACUCUUUUUCUACUCACUUGUUAUUCUUGUUCCUAUGGAGACUAAUGUUCUAUGUUACUGUACUCAUUGUCGCUAUACUGACCUAAAAAUUAGAAACGGUUUUAGUCCAAGGAAUUGUGUAGAAUCGCGAUGCCUUCCAAAGUGCGCCCUGUCACCACCAUCACCAUCAAUCCAAAAGAGUUACGCGAAAUACAGAAACUACACGAACUAGGCCAGAAAUACUGGCCUAAAGUGGACGUGUUGCGCUACCAAGAGGAAGAAAAACGAACUGAUGUUCAGCUGUGGCGCUACUAUUUCCGCCAUCCCUGGUCUCGCAUCAUAACCUCAUAUCUCGUGGUUUUCUUGAACUUCUUUAUUUUUGCCGAGGAUCCUGUUUCUCACAGCUACGAGGAAUGCACCAUUGACUACAUCGGCGACGUGUACACGUUCUUAUUUAUCAGGUGGCCCAGUGGCUCGUUUGUGCUCGUCAAACUUGGCACGUGGUUAUUCGCCAUCUCCUUGGGUUUGCUUAUUGGCAAGUUCCUCCUUCAUAAAUGGCUGUUCUGUCAAAAACUCAAGCUGAAGAUUUUCACGGAGGAUGGGCAGGGUUCAUGGAUGGUCAUGUUCCUCUCGUGUUUCUUCUUCCUGUUUGUCUUCAGCUAUGCGUACAAUGGCUUCCUGAUGCUCGAGGGCAAGUACAUGGACACGCUUCACGCCAGUAGUCGUAUGGGCAUGCAGAACCAGACAUUCAUGAAGUUCGCUGCCAUGGGAACGUGGCUAGGUGAUUUCUUCACCGCUUGGAUGGUAACGGAUAUGAUGUUACAGGGCCUGAAGUACGACAACUGGGCUAAGGGUGUGCGAGUGUUUUGGAAUAAAGGCCUUAACCGCGUAUACGUCUUCUGGUUCGUGGCCUUGGCGAUGACGAUCGUGGUAUCUACAGCAAUCAGUACUGAUUACCUGGACUGGGAUCGCAUAAGCAGGAACUUCAUGCCCACCAACGAGCUGUCCAGGGCAUUCCUGGCAUCCUUUAUCCUGGUCAUGGACCUUACGAUCGUCAUGCAGGACUGGGAGUUUCCCCAUUUUGCCGGAGCUCUGGACAUCAAACUCCCAGGUGCCAAUACAGACUCAAUAGAUUUCAGUCUCCCAGGAUGUUUUGGUGGCGAACGACUCGAUGUCUACAUCACGGGCAAGUGGUUCAACUACGGCAUCAUCUUCAUCGUCAUGAUCUUAGACCUCAACAUGUGGAAAAACCAGAUUUUCUACGAGCCCUUGACGUACGGCCAGUAUACUGACCCUCUGGGUUACAUUUAUACCAUUGCAGAUAAACAAUAUCUCAGAUGGGCGAAUGACAGCAUGAAGACCUAUGAAUGGCGCUGGAACCAUGUCAACCCAAAAACCAAUCGAACCUACGGGUCAGAUGAUCACAAGAUGAAUACGCGUUACCAUGGAUACACACUCGGUCUGAAGAGCAUGGCGUUUGUGCCCAGCCUUCUCGCAUUUUGCUUGUUCGGCUACCUUGUCUGGCUGUUUGGCCGCGAGGAGAGUGGUGACGAGGCGCUUAUAAGAAGAUAUCGAUGUGACAAGCGGCGAGAGCGACAGCUUAAGCACGUGCGCAGACGUAGACGUCGUGAAGAGCGACUCAAAAGAAAAAAAGUCGAGGGCGACAGGAACACAAGUAGUUUUAAUCUUCCCAAUACUCAGAACCAAUCAAGCAUAGACGAUAGUCCAGUGCCAUUCGACACAUUUGCACUCGACGACGAAGAACCACAGGAAGCCCAACAAGAAAAAGCAAGCGAAGCAGCCGAAACUUCGAAACCAAAGCGAGGCUUUAAGUACUGGCUACGUCACCCUUAUUUAAGGCUGAUGACGUCAUACCUUGUCGUUUUCUGUAAUUUCCUGAUUUUCGCUGAGGAUCCCGUAUCGCAUAGUUAUACUGAUUGUGUGAUUGAUAUUAUUGGGAACAUCUACGCCUUCAUCUUGGCUCGGUACCCUCCGCACGGUGGCUACGUUGCGCUAAAGAUCUUCAUGUUCGUGCUGGCCUUCAUCACCGGUAUGGUCAUCGGCAAGUACUUUGUCCAUAAGUUCCUUCUCUGUCGUGUCUUCCGCCUCAAGAUGUUCUCAGAGGAAGGGCAGGGCUCGUGGAUGAUAAUGUUCCUAAUGGUUCUUGUGUUCACCUUUGUAUGGAGCUUUUGCUUUAACGAGUUCCUACUCCUCGGGCGCCCGGACUACCUGCGGUACAAAGUCAGCAGCAACAUGGGGAUAGAAAACCAGACAUUCAUGAAGUUUGCAGCCAUGGGCACGUGGUUUGGUGACUUUAUAACCGCCUGGAUGGUGACCGACAUGAUGUUACAGGAAGACCAGUAUGAGUGGUGGAGUCGAGGUCUAAGGAGAUGGUGGCGCAGGGGUCUUAAUCGCGUGUACGCUUUUUGGGGCGUUGCCUUCACCAUGACAGUCAUCGUGUGCACCGCAAUCACAACCGAUUACCUGGACUGGGACAGGAUUAGCGAUGACUUCAUGCCCACCAACGAGCUGUCCAGGGCAUUCCUGGCAUCCUUUAUCCUGGUCAUGGACCUUAUGAUUGUCAUGCAGGACUGGGAAUUUCCCCUGUUCGCCGGGGGGAUGGAUAUCAAACUCCCGGGUAUAAACACCGGAGAUAUCAACUUCAAAAUGCCCGGGGGUGACGUGCAUAUAACGGGCAAGUGGUUCAACUACGGCAUAAUCUUCAUCGUCAUGAUCUUAGACCUCAACAUGUGGAAAAACCAGAUUUUCUACGAGCCGUUCAUUUAUGGUCAGUACACGGACCCUGACGGGUACAUCUAUACCGUGAUGGACAGAGCGUGGCUGAGAAAUGCGACACGAGAAACUCUGUCAUACGCGUGGCGGUGGAAUCACACUAAUCCGCUGACGAAUGUAACUUACGGGCUCGCGGAUCAUCGCAUGAAUUCGCGUUACCAUGGUUACCCUUUAAGCGUGAAGGGAAUAGCGUUUGGUCCAUCGAUUGCAGCCUUUGUUGCGUUUGGAUACCUAGCGAAAAGGUUCUCGAAGGAGGAGCGAGAAGACAAACUGGAAGUUAAAGGCUUUGUAGUUGUUAAGGACGAGGAAAACUGGGAUUUACCGGAAGAGAGUGAUGAAGAGAACUGCGACGGAGAAACUCGGUCAGCGGUUAGUAACAGAAAAGCUCGCAUGCAAAACAUCAGCGAAACCGCUUACCAGGCAAAAGAAGAUUUGCAGGCUCAGUCUAAAGGAUACAGCGAUAUCGAAGAGAUGCCUGAUUUUACAAUGCAACUCGAUGGGAGGGGAUCCAUGGGAGAAAUGGUUCGCAUGAAAAGAAUAACAAACGACUGGAAAAAGAAAGCCCAGAGGGCGAGCUCUAAUGUGAGCAUUGGCAGCUCACAAGGGAGCAUGCGGUCUGACACAGAACGUCACGUGAUCACCCCUUCAAGCAUGGCGAGCUCUUUUGGUGACGUCAGAAGCCGUGAUUUCACAACCGGAUCCAGAAAUAACCAAGGAAGCACUUUUUCCUUCUCUGAUGAUGAUAUCAAUGCGCAUGACAGUGUUAGCGCUAACCGCAUUCGUCGCCAAGCAUCCAUGGAGUCUGGGGACGAGUAUGAUAAUGCACAUGCGCCUCAAGAACUUUCUUUCGAGAGACUCCAGAAAAAUGGAUCGCAGGCGCAAAAAUAUUGGGAUAAACUUAGAGCCAAGAGAAAUCUUUCAAUAGGGAAUUUAUUCCGACAGGAGCCAAAUAGACCGGGUUCGCAGGCUUCAAAUGUGUCGUCUGAUGACGAGAACAGAGCAAAUGAACUGGCCAGCGGUAUCAGCAGCUCAUCUCGGGCAACACAGGGAUCCUACAAAACCUCAGUGACGUCAUCAGGAAAUUUGCUCCAGGUCCCAAAUAGAAAAAAGCGCUGACGGAGUAUGUCGGCGUGUGUGACUAAUUAAAACCAUCGUUAUGAUUGAUGUUGACAGAAACAGUCUCGAGCACGCGAAACACAAGCAAACUAACGCAAACCACGAUAAAUACAGAGUGAUACAUUACUUGUAUAUAAUUUCCUUUAAGGGUUGAAAAGAUCUGAAUAAUCGAUUCAACACCGUACUGCUCGAAUAAUCUCAUUGGCGCUUAUUUCAACAACUUGCAAGAGACCAUAAGACCACAAGCUUUCAAUGAUAUUAGAACCACUCGACAACGAAGUCUAUUGAGUGCAGCACGUUUAGGCGAGGCGCUUAUUCGAUCAAUGACUGUAAAUUUAAGUCUAUUCACAUUAAGCCCGAUGUACCUACUGUGAUGGCGAAGCACUCGAGAAAACAUGCAUUUGGGGGUCCUGUGGAAUCGAUGUGCUCCCCAGCCCUCCCCGCUACUAGUGAAACUGCACUAAAAUACAUCCCAUACUGGUAGAAUUGUCGUACCAGUUUGGGUAAUAAAAAAUUAUUGAUAAGCAAAUGAAUACAUAAAUAUCCUGUAAUCUAAGCGUUUUUUCCCGCUGUCAACGAACUAUCUUUUCGUCAUUAUCUAGUGAUUUUUGUUUCACAUUGUCUUUGAGUUGGUGUUAAGUUAAGCUAUCAUCGAAGGCCACGCUUUGAAAUUCAUGUUUCGUAAUUUGCUAAAGUCUACAGCACCUCUUGGCAUCUUGAAGGUUGUUUUUACUGCUCGGAAGACUACAAUAGAAUAGAACUCAGCUAAGAGUAUUGUGCCGGGAAUAAAACGGUUUAUUUUAUCGACUAAUACCAACUCGAUUUCUACUACAACGGAAAUUGGGUUCUGAACCGCUUGUGAAACAAUCGAAUAAAGAAAGUCAAACACCAAAGCAGUAGUGGCAAAGGGCUUGCUCAAAAGCACUGCAGUUAAAAUGACUUUAUCUAACUUUGGAGGUUGAUAAACAAAUAAAGAAAUUUUAGCAUUUGCAUCUAACUUUGCACCGAUACCCUUCAAAAUUAAUAAAAAAGUUUUUCUUUUCUUC